Molecule: messenger RNA, 1150 nt
Organism: Pelagomonas calceolata
Lineage: Eukaryota; Pelagophyceae; Pelagomonadales; Pelagomonadaceae
Source: the annotation of a GenBank genome assembly
CGACGCGAGCUGCCCAAGGGCGCUCUUGCGACGCGCGGACUAGCCAGAGGGCACGCCAGCGCCGCGAAGGCAGCCCCAACCGGCGACGCGCCGCGAGGCAGCCAUGGAUAAAAGCUAUGGGAGCAACCACACCUACACGCUCCUCGACGACCAGGACGCCCUCGCGCAGCACCAAAAGCCGCAAACGAUGUGGCAGUCCCUCCGCUCCUUCUUCCUCAAGGGCAGCCACAAGUACGAGCAUCGCUUGCUGUGCGGCGCGCCGCUCGUUUUGCUAGCAUGUCUCGGCUACGCCUAUUACUUUGGGUUGGUGACGAUGCGCUGGACCGUGCUGGAGACGUCGUAUAUGUUCGCCAUUUCUGUCACUACGGUUGGAUACGGGUUACCUACUGAAAGCGAUCUGGACGACCUCGACUCGCUCCAAAAGUGGUCUUUAGUUGGUUAUAGUUUCGCGAUGGUCAUUCUAGCUGGAUGUGUGUUGGCGGCGAUUGUUGCUGCCGUGCACGAGGCCGCGGAGAACGAGUUCGAUGCUCAUCAUCAUGACGAGGAGCAGCAUAGAGCAGGGAGGUCUCGAGCCGUGGAGGCCGGAAGACGGCGAGCCAUCUUUUUGAGACAACGAGUUAGACGUCAACUCCUCGAGAUCCUCAUCCUCGCCUUCGUGGGUGUGUUUGCCAUCUCGUUCCUCGAAGAGUGGGGCUUUGCCGAUAGCAGCAUCUGGGUCGCCGAGACGGUGACAUCAUUGGGUUUUGGGGAGAUCCAGGCCGAGUCGACGGGCGGCAUGGUCUUCACGAUCGUCUACUCGUUGGUCGCGACGCUGCUGUUCGCUCGAGUUAUUGGCGUCAUCAGCGCGUAUCCCGGGCUGGAGCUCGAAAAUGCGUCGCUGUCGGAGGCGUGUGCGAAGCUGGGCUUCGCGCACGACAAGGGCCCGCGGCCAGCCAUGGACGAAGAUGUCAUAGCGGCGCUGUUUCCUACACAAGCGCCCUUGGCGCGCGGCGACGUGGCGCUGCGGGUUUUGUUGGAGUUGGGCCGCGUCGAGAAGGCCGACGUGUUGGACGCCUACGAGGUCUUCGACCGGCUGAGCGGUGGUAUGAAGGAGCUCAAUUCGGAAGCCGCGGUCCGCGCGGCGCGGGGGCUCGGGUCGAGCGAGGUGUAA